GCUUAACUUAAGCACAGGUGACAUGACCCGUCGUUUAAGAAUAAGCUAAACCGUGGAUCUGAUGAAUUUAAUGAUUGAAGACAACCAAGAAACAUUGUGCGAAGGUGAUGAGAAACGUUGUACAGCGGAAUUCGAUUUUCCUAUUUCAGGGAUCCAUUCUUGUUACGGCAUAUCAGAGAUGGCUUCCGGAACUGCUCAGAGAGGCAAGCUUCCAUCAAUAUGGAUACUCCCACCAAAAUCCAAACACCCAACUCAACUUCAAACUUCAACCCCACUUGAAAAAUUCAAAAAAGACUGUAAAUCAAGCACAAAAAUCGACACCAAUGAAGCAUUGACCUCUUUUAAUAACAUGCUCCAAAUGAAACCCUUGCCUCCCGACUCAUCGUUUAACAAAUUGAUAGGCGCUGUUGCUAAAACCAAGAAUUAUCAAGAUGCGAUUUUUAUGCACCGUAGGAUGGUUGAAGCUGAUAUAUUACCUAAUUAUAUUACGCUGAAUGUUUUGCUUAACUCUUUAUGUAACUGUAAUAGGGUUUCUCUUGGUUUUGCUGUUAUGGGUGGGAUUUUGAAGAGGGGAUAUAGUCCUGAUAUUAUUACUUUUACUUCAUUGAUUAAUGGGUUGUUCAUGGAAGGUAAGAUUAAUGAUGCAAUUGAGUUGUUCAAGAAAAUAAUUGGGAUGGGUUUUCAACCGAGUAUCAGGACUUGGGGGACUCUGAUUAAGGGCUUAUGUAGGAGUGGAAAUGCAGAGGCGGCGCUUAGCUUGCAUAAACAAGUGGGGAACGGGAAAGGAGGAAGGUCUUAUAUAAGAUUUAAGCCUAAUUUGUUUUGUUAUAACAUGCUUAUUGACGGGCUUUGUAAAGAGGGGUUGGUGGACAAGGGUAAACAAUUAUUUUUGGAGAUGAAGGGCAGGGGAAUUAUGCCGAAUUUGGUUACAUAUGGUGGCUUAAUCCAUGGUUUGUGUCAGGAUGGUGAGUGGGAGGAGGCAAAGCUGUUCUUCACUGAAAUGGUGGAUCAAGGCAUUCGUCCUAACGUAGUAAUAUUUAAUAUCUUGAUACAAUAUCUUUGUAACGAGGGGAAAAUUGACGAAGCGAUUGGGUUGUUUAACUUGAUGAUUCAAAGGGGUGAAAAGCCAGAUUGUUUUACAUUUAAUAUAUUGAUGAAUGGGCUCUGCUUAGAGGGUAGGAUUGAUGAUGCAAGGGAGUUAUUUGUUUUGAUAGAGACUAAAGGCCAUAAGGGAGAUGUUGUAAGCUACAAUGUGUUAAUUAAUGGGUAUUGCAAGUGUCAAAAAUUGGAAGAGGCCAUGAGGCUUUUCAAAGAAAUGGUGCGCAAAGAAUACAAGCCAGAUGUAAUUACAUUCAACACCUUGUUGAUUGGUCUAUUUCAAAUAGGUCAUGUUAAGGAUGCACGGGUACUUUUUGCAAAGAUGAAAGUCCAUGAAGUAAUUCCAGGUUCUGGUACUUAUAAUAUAUUAUUGUAUGGAUUUUUCAAAAAUAAUUGCCUCACAGAGGCAAUGGAGCUGUUUCACACUAUGGAAAUAUCUGGCCUUAAUCUUGACAUUGACACCUAUAAUUAUGUCCUUCAUGGAUUGUGUAAAGCAGGAAAUCUUGAUUUGGCCAACGAGCUAUUUGGGAAGUUGUCUCAAAAGGGCUUGAAACCAACAAAUUUUACAUAUAACAUCAUGAUCCAUGGCUUUUCUAAAUAUGGAAAUAUGGAAGAGGCAAACCAUCUGUUUAUGAAGAUGGAAAAGAUAGGUUGUGCACCCUCCGUGGUCAAUUUUAACACGCUUAUACAAGGAUUUUGUAAUCUUGGUGAGGCAUCAGAAGUGGUUGAACUUCUAGUUAAAAUGAAAGAGAGAAAUAUCUCCCCAAAUGAAGACACGGUAUCUUUAGUUCUAGAUAUUUUGUCCAAAGAUUCAAAUUAUUCGAAAUAUCUAAGCUUGAUUCCAAAUUUUUCUGCCUAAGGCUCUAUUGAAGAUGUAAUGCAGAGGAAUAGGCAACUCCCUUAGAUUCUCAUGGUUGACAAUGCUUGCAAUUUAUGAUAAUGCAUGCAAUAUGUGAGCAUGUGAAUCUAUUCUUAUGAUGCUCUCUUUAACUUUUGAGCUGCAAUGCCUGUAAAAUCUUCUUCAUUCCACUCCUUCACCGAGUAUUUUGAAGACAUAAGUCUUUAGGAAUAAUAUUCAUUGAAAUAAGUUCAUGUGAACUUUGAUACUAUGAGAUAAAGCCAUGGCGGACUGUUUUCCAGUUCACAUUGCUAAAUAUGAAGCUGUUUGUUAAUUUCUAACUCAUGAGAUUGAAACGAUAAGGAAAUUCCGAGAGAUGCAGAAGGUAUUGGGGGUAAUAUGCUCUAUCUUCAUCCAUAUCUUGACUUGUGAAUUAGUGCAUUAAAAAUUUCUAUCAUUGUAGUGAGACUAAAUAAUUAACAGGGUUUUAUAUUAAGACCUGCGAGUUAUCUCCUGGAAGGUGCAACAACUUCUUUCCUUGCAAUUAUUCUCCGAGGAAGACAUUUUAGGAGAUGGAUCCAAACCCUGAUAUAGUUUUUGACACUUGUGUUUUUCUAUCAUGAUAGUGGUAAUGCAGGAUUAAAUCCCAAGUCUGAGUAUUGCUGAAUUUAAUGAGAUCGAGGAACUGGGAGGUGUGAUGAUAGGUAACAAACACAUGGCAAAGUUGUUUGACCUGUACAAAAUGUUUAUGAAACCUUGCUGAUUAUGCUAAAUUCAGAUGGCAAAUAAGCAUUCUGGUAUGUUUCUUGUCCUCUCAAGGUUGUUGGGUUCUCUGAUUAUAAUGUUAAGUCAUGGCUUCUAACCCAAAACCACAUGGAAUAGGUUGGAUUAGGUUAAUCUGAUUAGCCCCACUUAACAUGUAAUGCUCAUCUUAACUUUGCAUCUGAAAUAAAUUUAGGAUGAAAGCAUGCUUUUUGCAUCCCACCCUUUCUCAAAUGUGAACUCUCAUCGAGGGCUGAAUACCCAUAAUUUUCAGACAUGACUGAUGCUGACAGAAAAAUACAGAGUGAAGGUGAGCCCAAGUACAAGUCCAAACCAAUCCUUGAUAUCAUGCAUAGGGAGAGGGGAGCAUUUUAUUUAUUUAUAUCCUCAACACCAACUAUAAUAUUCAUCUUCACAGCUCGAUUUUUGUACCUGACAGUUGAGAUUAUGUUUUUAUUGUACCAAUGCAGUUAUUAGUGCUCCUUUUGUACUCUUUUAUUGUUUUCUUUAUUAUUAUUAUUAUUAUUAUUAUUAUUAUUGCAAUGGCAAAGUGUAUAGAACUGUUUUUACAAAAUUGUGCGCUACUGUGAUCAUUAAGUGCCAAAAAUAAUACCUUGAAACUACACUUGGUGUUGCUGAUGGGGAGCCUCGACUUGUAUUCUUAGUCAAUAAUUGAACUGAUCUUUGAGACUAAAUUUCUUACUGUUCUUUUUAGUUGAUUUUGAAGACUAAAUUUUCUUACUGUUCAAUUCUACAUGUGGGUGAUGAGGGAGGCCCGGUGAAGGAUUGAUCCCCCAAAAAUGCUCUGCCUUAUUAUCAAAAAGGGAGUUGGGCAAAGCAAACUCCCUCCAUAAUCUAUGAGAUGCUGGAAUUUUUGAUUGCAGAAUUUAUGGACCUGUAGUGCAAAAAUAUGUCUCCGUUACCUAAGUGAAUAUAGUUCACAUAUGUUUAUAGCUAGAAAGUUGGUAUUGUUAUUGAAGAUAGACCUUGUACGCAUAACUCGUAUAUAAAAAAUCCUUAACAAAGACCAAGAGACUUGUCGGAAUAACAGCAGGUUAGUUUUUAGGAAUUACUAUCUAAUGAGUAACACUGCUGCUUCUUUAUCUCAAUUAUAGAUGCUUCUAUCUUUCAUUGGCCUUAUUUUGCAUUUUGCAACUAGUGGAAUAUUGCUUUUUGUCGACUCUGUAUUUGAAGUCAUUGUGAACCUAAUUUCCUCAUAAUUUAUGCAGGCGUGUUCUGGUCUUGUAAACCUGACCCUGGAUACUGUUGAAGGCAAAGUAGCGGAGGUUUUGUUUGUACCAAAAAACCAAAUGUGCCAAGUCUGGGAUUGAGCUCCAUGUGAUGGUAUUUUCCUUGUGAAUUUUAAGGUGAUUGUGACUAUUUGCUUUUGAGGGUAAUUAUUAAUGUAAUGAUAUUGAUAAGCCACUAAUGUCGACCUUAAUGAAAGUUAAUAUAGGCAAUUAUUGGCUAUAUCAAGUAGUAAUAGCCUUAGGAUUUAUAGGGCAUCCUAGAAAAAGCAAGAAAGGUUCAACAUUUUGGCUCAUUGCUCUUUUUACCAAGGAAAAUGCCCACUUGUACACUCAUUUCUUGACAUUGGCAGUGUUUGCAAGUGUUGAUUGGGUGAAAAAAUUGUGUAAAAUGUAAACUAUCCUACCUCGUGGCAAAAUGUAAAUGACGAUGUACAUGUAGCAUGAUUGUUUUACCAAAGUUUAAUGAUUGAUCAUUCCUUUACUCA
Molecule: messenger RNA, 4433 nt
Organism: Olea europaea var. sylvestris
Lineage: Eukaryota; Viridiplantae; Streptophyta; Magnoliopsida; Lamiales; Oleaceae
Product: pentatricopeptide repeat-containing protein At1g62720-like
Exons: 3
Coding region: 62-1957 (631 amino acids)
Molecular function (GO): protein binding
Source: RefSeq, a predicted model, not a curated record